Messenger RNA from Chilo suppressalis (striped riceborer), 1434 nucleotides. The record is from the annotation of a GenBank genome assembly. NCBI's taxonomy places the organism in Eukaryota, Metazoa, Arthropoda, Insecta, Lepidoptera, Crambidae.
AUGGCUAUGUAUUAUUACGCAAGUAAAUUGAAUGAAGCCUCAUGUAGUGGCUGCAAUGUGAAGGUGCCCCCGGCCCCAACCGAGCCUGCACCAGUACCACCUCCACCUACAGACCAUGCACCUCUGCCUCCUGACCCUUCCUUGUUACAUGGCACUGGACUUUCUUAUUAUGAUAAUGAUGAUUACUAUUCAAUGGUGAGGGGUAAUAAGUUUAUGUCAGAAAACACAUGUAAACACAUUGUGGUAAAUGGUGGCAUAAAUUUUGUGUCUGCACAAAAAGUUGAGGCACCACAGUUGACAAAUGUAAUUACUCCUGGUGUGAAGGCACUCUCAUCUCUGCCUUAUGUGAACUGCUCUGCUGAAAAAUCUGACAUAGAAUAUAAAGAUGGAGUGAUUGUCAGCGCGCCCUUGGAAAUCCUAGUAGAUAUGUUAAGGCCUGGAGCAAGUAAAUCAUUUAUGUUUACUUUUUUACUGUGCUCCCGAUUGUUUGUAAAACCUCAUGAAUUGCUCAGUAAAAUAUGCAAAAGAUACUUCAAAAAUUAUGAUAAAAUAGGUAAAAAUGAAGUCAAAGAUUUGAUUGAGAAAGAGCUUAAUGAUAUGAUAGCCUUGGUAAGAGUAUUAAAUCAAUGGACGAGUAUGUUUCCUUAUGAUUUUCGUGAUGACAGAGUGAUGGCGCUUGUUCGUAGUAUUACACAAAGGUGUGCAGCAGAACAUAUGGCUUCAGUAAGACUUGAAGUGUCAACUAUGCUUGAAAAACUACUUGAUAAGUUGACAGCUUUAGAACAAUAUGAAGAAACUUUAAUAGAUAUACCUCAGGUCUCUUCAGUGGAUCAAUUGGCUCAGGGAGAUAUUUUGACUUUGGGGUUAACUCCUGUAGAACUUGCAAACCAAUUGACUGCUGUGGAACUACAUAGGCUGUCGUUUGUUGGUCCUGAAGAGUUUGUGCAAACAUUUGCACCAGCUCAACCACCACAAUCUUCCUCAUCAUGUGCCAAGAGUACUAUAAACUUACAUCACAUUGAAACUAAAUCUACACGAAACUUAGAGGCGUACGCUGAUUGGUUUAACAGACUCAGUUACUUAGUGGCAACUGAUGUAUUGAAGAGUGUGAAAAGCAAAUACAGAGCCAGAGUUAUUGAGCAGUGGGUCAUGACAGCCAGAGAGUGUUUCAAUCUUGGUAAUUUCAACUCACUGAUGGCUAUUAUCAGUGCAUUAAACAUGUCAUCAGUUACAAGAUUAAAAAAGACCUGGAGCCGUACGUCUGCCGUAUGUGGUCAGCAGCUACGACAGUUAGAACUAUGUGUUGAGCCUGGUGGCAAUCACGCAAGAUAUCGAGCGGCUCUGGCAGCCGCGCCCACCGAGACGGCAGUGCCGUUGUUGUCAGUCACUUGCAGAGAUUUGCACUUUGCCAACCAGGGUACCCCAUCCAAGUGA